Penicillium pulvis is the source of this 1443-nucleotide messenger RNA. RefSeq lists its product as uncharacterized. Gene Ontology annotation, molecular function: NAD binding; NADP+ binding; N-acetyl-gamma-glutamyl-phosphate reductase (NADP+) activity. Gene Ontology annotation, biological process: L-arginine biosynthetic process. NCBI's taxonomy places the organism in Eukaryota, Fungi, Ascomycota, Eurotiomycetes, Eurotiales, Aspergillaceae. The coding region runs from base 1 to 1443 and encodes 480 amino acids. The transcript is spliced from 2 exons. The record is from RefSeq and is a predicted model, not a curated record.
AUGGCUACUUUCACCAUCACCAAGUCGGGUUGGUUGACUAACGUUGCUGAUAACGUGCUCUCCAGCGUCAUGAAGGACUUCCCCAAGCUGGCCUGGACUGUCAAGGAGGACGACGAGAACCUGACCUGGUUCUUCGACAAGGCCGAUGGCAGCCUGAGCCGCGACGGCGAGGUUCUGUUCUGGUCUGGUGUUGAGGAGGGUGAGGAGGUCAAGCAGCUGGUCCAGGAGUUCACCAAGAACGGCCGCCAGAUGUUCGGUGACAUCAACCUCGAGUCACGCCUUCACCGUGCUCACCAGGCUGCUUCCCUGCCCAAGGGCUUUGGCGCCAGCGCUGCCUCUACUGAGCAGAAGCGUGCCUUCUCCACCAGCUCCAACGUCCUGCGUGCUAACCGUGCCGUGCGCCCUGCUGUUGCUGUCAAGGGUGUUCGCGCCUACUCCACCACCAACCCCAACCCUCCCCUCGGAGAGAAGAACGCCUCCAACUCUUCCCCCGCCAAGGUUGCUCUCAUUGGCGCCCGUGGUUACACCGGUCAGGCUUUGAUCAACCUGCUCAACGCCCACCCCAACAUGGAUCUCCGUCACGUUUCGUCGCGUGAGCUGGCCGGCCAGAAGCUCAAGGGUUACACCAAGCGCGAGAUCAUCUACGAGAACCUCAGCCCCGAGGAUGUUCGCAAGAUGUCCGCCAACGGUGAGGUCGACUGCUGGGUUAUGGCUCUGCCUAACGGCGUCUGCAAGCCUUUCGUUGACGCCGUUGACGAGGGUGCUGCCAAGGGCAACGUCAUCAUUGACCUGAGUGCCGACUACCGCUUCGACUCUUCCUGGACCUACGGUCUGCCUGAGUUGGUCGACCGCUCCAAGAUUGCCCGUGCCACUCGCAUUGCCAACCCUGGAUGCUAUGCCACUGCUGCUCAGCUCGGAAUCGCUCCUCUCGUUCCCUUCCUCGGUGGUCAGCCCACCUCCUUCGGUGUCUCUGGUUACUCCGGUGCUGGCACCAAGCCCAGCCCCAAGAACGACGUCAACUUCCUCACCAACAACCUCAUCCCCUACAGCCUGACUGACCACAUCCACGAGCGUGAGAUCAGCUCUCAGCUGGGCGCCAGCGUUGCUUUCAUUCCCCACGUCGCUGUCUGGUUCCAGGGUAUCAGCCACUCCAUCAGCAUUCCCCUGAACAAGGAGAUGACUUCUCGUGACAUUCGCAACAUCUACCAGGACCGUUACGCUGGUGAGAAGCUUGUCAAGAUUGUUGGCGAGGCUCCCCUUGUCAAGGACAUUGCCGGUCGCCACGGUGUUGACAUUGGUGGCUUUGCUGUCCACUCCAGCGGCAAGCGUGUUGUUGUCUGUGCCACCAUCGACAACCUGCUGAAGGGUGCCGCCACCCAGUGUCUCCAGAACAUGAACCUGGCUCUGGGUUACUCCGAGUACGAGGGUAUUCCCCUGGAGUAA